Messenger RNA from Pristis pectinata (smalltooth sawfish), 5652 nucleotides. RefSeq names its product intraflagellar transport 81 homolog (gene ift81). Gene Ontology annotation, cellular component: intraciliary transport particle B; centrosome; cilium. Gene Ontology annotation, biological process: intraciliary transport; cilium assembly. Gene Ontology annotation, molecular function: tubulin binding. The record is from RefSeq and is a predicted model, not a curated record. The transcript has 19 exons. NCBI's taxonomy places the organism in Eukaryota, Metazoa, Chordata, Chondrichthyes, Rhinopristiformes, Pristidae. Bases 154 to 2184 code for a protein of 676 amino acids.
GGGAGCAUCGGGCCCGAGCUUUCUCCGUUGCCUGGUUACCGCUCCUUCCUCUCUUUGUAAAGUUACUUCCGGUUAACAACCCAUGGUUUCCAAGCAGCUUCGUUUCAAACAGUUUUAGAUUGUCCUCUCCAAAGAUCCGCGUGACAAACUAAAAUGAGUGAACAGAUCAAGUUCAUUGUAGAACAGCUCAAUAAGGAGCCCUUCAAGAAGAAUUUCAACCUAAUCACCUUUGAUUCAUUGGAGCCACUGCAAUUGCUGCAGGUUCUCAAUGAGGUUCUGGCUGAGAUUGAUCCAAAGCACAAUAUUGAUAUACGAGAGGAAGCACCAGAUCAAACAGCUAAACGAAUGUUUAGUCUUCUGGGAAUUCUGAAAUACAAGCCACCUGGAAAUGUUUCUGAUCUGAAUGCCUUUCGACCAGGCCUGGUCACUGGGAGUAAGCCUAUAAUACAUCCCAUUUUGCAUUGGCUUCUACAGCGAACAAAUGAGCUUAAGAAAAGAGCAUAUCUGGCACGCUUCCUCGUCAAGGUGGAGAUCCCUCCUGACUUUCUGCAGGAUGAUGUGGUGGCAGACACUUAUCAUCAGUAUGAGGAAUUAGUAGAAGGGUUCAAAACGUUGCAUAAGGAAUGUGAACAGCUGAAGAACUCUGGUUUUUCAACUGCAGAAAUAAGAAGGGAUAUAAAUGCAAUGGAAGAAGAGAAGGAUCAACUCAUUAAGCGGGUUGAACGUCUAAAGAAAAGGGUAGACACAGUAUCAAAUCACCAGCGGAUGUUGGAAAUGGCAAGACAGCUUCGUGUGGAGAAGGAAAGGGAAGAAUCUUUAAUGCAGCAAAAACAGGAACAGAAAAAUCAGUUAUUCCAUGCAGAGCAAAGGCUACAAAGAGCACAACAGCAGUUGAAGGACCUCCGACAGGCUUCAGCAGAUGCAAAGCCUGAAAGUUUGAUGAAGAGGCUGGAUGAGGAGAUCAAAUUUAAUACCUACAUGGUUUCUGACAAGCUUCCUAAGGAAUUGGAGAGCAAGAAGAAAACUGUUCAUUUCUUACAAAAAGUGGUCAUGGAACCUGCAAUGGGACAAUCUGAUCUCAGUGAACUUGAAGCUAAGAUCCAGGAAAUUAAUACACAAAUUAACCAACUAAUUGAAAAGAGAAUGAUGAGAAAUGAUCCAAUGGAUGACAAACUUUUCCUUUUCCGCCAACAGGCAUCUAUCAUUUCCCGAAAAAAAGAAGCAAAGGCUGAAGAGUUACAAGAAGGCAGAGAAGAACUUUUGAGCAUGGAGAAAGAACUGGCUCAGAAAACAAGUCAAGCUCGUGAUUUUGAUGGCACAGAAGUUCUGAAAGGUGAUGAGUUCAAACGCUAUGUCAGCAAACUUCGUAGCAAGAGUACAGUAUAUAAGAAGAAACGUCAAGAACUGACAGAAUUAAGAGCAGAAUAUGGUGUCUUGCAGAGAACAGAAGAAAUUCUAAAACAGCGGCAUGAAGCCAUACAGCAACAACUGCAAGCGAUUGAAGCUAAGCAUGGUAUUACAGGCUUCAGUGACACUCAAGAGGAGCUGGAGAGAGUAUCUGCAUUGAAGAGCGAGUUGGAUGAAGUGAAGGGACGUACACUUGAUGAGAUGUCUGAAAUGAUAAAGAAACUGAAUACUCUUAUUGCUGAAAAGAAGUCUGCCUUGGCCCCAGUCAUCAAAGAACUACGACCAUUGAGACAGAAAUGCCAGGAACUUACUCAAGAGUAUGAAGAAAAAAAAGCACUCUAUGACAGCUGUGCAGCAGGCUUGGAAAGCAACCGAUCUAAGCUUGAACAGGAAGUCCAAGGUCUCAGAGAAGAAUGUGGUCAGGAGGAAACUGGAUACCAUUAUACCAACUGCUUGAGAAGGAUUACUGAAAGGCAGAUACAGCGUGCUGCUGAUGAAAUGAAACUAUAUGUAUCUGCGGAUCCACAAGAAAGAAGAAAAGCUAUAAGGGAGCAAUAUAAUCGAAAUAUCCUUGAGCAAGAAAAUCUAGGGAAGAAACUAAGGGAGAAACAGAAAGCUGUGCGGGAGAGCCAUGGCCCAAACAUGAAGCAGGUUAAAAUGUGGCGAGAUUUUGAACAACUGAUGGAAUGUAAGAAGCAAUGUUUUCUGAAGCAGCAAAACCAGAAUUUUGUUGGUCAAGUGAUUCAGGAAGGUGGGGAGGACAGAUUAAUCUUGUAAAUGAUUCAGUGGUAUCUUUUUGUGCAUCGACUUUAUUAUAUUCUUUGUCAGUGUUAGCCAUUUCAGCAGUUAUUAAGAUUUCUAAUUUACUGUAAUAAAUUAUUUAACCUGAAAUUAAUUUUAAUAACUUUAAUGCAUCUUCAUUUUAAACAAUACAACAGCUUUUGUAUUACAACUAUAGAUUUCCAUAGGGUAAAGCACAGACAGAAUCUUUUCCCUUCUUUGCUAAACAAUCUUGUACCUAUGAUUGGAGAUAUUCUGUACUAUUCCACAAUAUCUUUCAUCAGUUGACAAAGAGCAGCAUUAAAAGGCAGCUAUGAAGAACAAAGUGGCUCACACCAACUUGGCUUUCAGAUGUUAACAUGGAUAUAGUUAGAGAACUGCAACCAGAGUACGAUUGAAUAUUAAAUAUGUUAGAAAAUUUAUGGAAAUGUGUAGUUAACAGUCAGUGAAAUGAAUGCCAUGCCCCAGAUUUUGCAGUCAGUGGGAAGCACACUGCACUUGCUGCUAAAUUCAGUUAACAAUACAAUCAGUCCAACAAUACAAUCUGUCCAGUGGGAACUUGCAUGCCGUAGCCUUAAAAGAGGCAUUAUCUAGGUUGGUCAAAAUUAACCCUACAAAAUAAUGAAGCAGAAAUUAAAAAUCUUCAAAUAAAAACAAUUUAAAAAAAAACGUUUUUAAGGUCCAAAAUAAACUUUUGAAUAUUGGAAAUAUUUAAAAAUUAAUAAUCCAUCUGGAAUUUUUAUUCAAGUUAAGAUAUUUUGAUCUGAGGGUUUUGUAGGUGUUUCUUCCAUUGAAAUCGCCAGAAAAAUAUCUCUUGCAGGUCUUUAGACCUAGUGCAGAAUAUUCUGGUGUUUGCACUGCAAGUGGUGGGCAAUCAACCCAAGUUCUCACUCCCUUGCUGAACACCUCGGUGAGUCCAGCUUUGGAAGUCAGCCGGGUGGCUCAAGUUUUAUGCAGCAAUACCUCAUAUUUCUGAAAACCACUUCAUUACACAGUGAUAGAUGAAAAUAUUUUUCACUGUGAAGCUAUGUUAAAUGAUGUUUAGUGAAAAGGGUAUACUAAAACAAACCAAAAACAUAAUAACUUCCAGAAGUUCCCAGUAACUUCCCUCAGAGCUACGUUGAUCUGCACACUUACUUCUCUUACUUUUGACAUGGGAGAUGAAGUGGCAGGAGCUACUCACAAGGAUCCCUGACUGUGGCUCAUCCUGUGAAGCUGAAAAUUUCUCCUUGAAGAAGAUAUUGAAUGUCAACUGCCUUGCCACCGCCUUCCACUCACGAAGAAUCUCUAAUGCAGGACCGUCCUUCUCAUGGCAUUGCUACACUGCCAGUCUGGGUCAUUUUUUGAGAAAGCUUCCAUAUCAGAUUCUCAGCUAUGUAAAGCUGCCUCUCAUCUGCAACUUGCUGCAGAGCUAAUUCCUGCAGCUUUUCCUUUGGUGAGUAUCUGCUUAUGAGAGCCAGGAGCUCCUGCACAAUAUCCUUGUUGACUUUGACUCCUGAUGUAGUUGGUGGUUACUACCACCCCUGCCUCAAAAUCAGUGAAGUCAUUAAGGAUUUCCAACCAUGCCUUCCAAUAAACAGUCAUCCAGGUGGUUGUGGCUUUCUCCCAGGACUCUCUGAUAUUGUCAAUGACCUUAAUGAUGCUAUAAGACUUCCAGAAGUCAUUAAUGGACUGCUGUUGCCUACCAUCCUCCUUUAGCUGGCUGAAGAUGCACCAGAAGUAAAUUUGCUUGAAGGUGGUAAUGAUGCACUGGUCUAUAGUCUGCAGGAGGGAAGGUGUGUUUGUCGGGAAGAACACAAGUCCCACAGCUAGUGAAGUCCAGAGUGAAUUAGUUCUCUUAGUGCCCUUGGGCAUUGUUGAGAAGUUGCAACUCUUCGGGUUUGAUCCCGUUAUCUUCAUAGUAUCUUUUCACUGUGGGACAAAAUAUAGACACAAGUCAUUGUUAAAAAAUGUCUGUGUCACCCAGAUCUCUCAGUUUAACUUUUGGGUGACAGGCAAAUGCUCUUUUGAAAACCCCUUCAUCACUCGUGGUGUUCCUGAAUGAUAGAUGAGGAGGGGCUUCAGCUUAAUAUCCCUUGAAGCGUUGCCUCCCAGCUGGGUUAAAGCAGUCUUUGUCUGCUUUGAACCCUAAUGCAUACUGCUGUGGAGAAAAAAGUGCGCAAUGCACGUGCUGCUAGAAAAGCCCCUUCUUUAAACACAAGCUGAGGGUGUAAUUCCCUUCAUCUGAAUCCUUGCUCCAAUUACUGUCUGGCAGCCACCCCCACAUAUUCAUUAUUAUCAAUGUAACUGAUGACCUUGAUUUUGGUAUUUGAGUAAGAAUGUUUGGAGUUUCUCAUCAUUAAAAAAAAAUGUAUUUGACUUCAGAUACAAACAAUGGCAGUAUUUUGAUGUUUGCUCCAGAAUUUUUAGGAGCCAUUUCUUUUCUGCAUUUUUGACAAUGAAACAUGAUUACAUUUUAUCAAAUUAUAGGAGAAAACAAAUGGUGAGAAAACAAAUGGUAAGGAAACAAAGGCCUCAAGCACUAAUUACCUGUUUGUUGGCAUUUUUUUGAUCCAUUGGUUUGAAAGCCUCUUAACACAAUCUGUAAAGAUUCUUAACAGCUGAAAAUAAAUCAAUCAGCAGGGACCACAAUCUUUUAGAGAAUUUUUAGAUUCAGCCUUGUAUCGAGUGCAGUUGUCACUGCCAAUUAUUCUUCAGAUGAAAAGAAAGCUUCCCGGGAAUAUACAGUCUUCAGUUUAUAGCUAAUUUUAUGGAGUUCUUUUUUAACACUUAAUCAGUUUACUACUGGAAAAAGUAAGCCCCAAAUCUAUUCUCCUUUAUAAAUUGUACAAUUAAUCUCAAAAUAGGUAGCUCUUCUUCCAGCACCAAUUUUGACACAGAAUAAAUUAAGUGAUGAGAGACAGGAUUGGAAAACUUCUUCCAAUAUUGCUCCACUGAGCUCAAAACGAGAUAUGUAUGAUUCCUCAUAGCUGUUACUAAUCUAUUCUAACACUUAUUCCCACUAUCUCUGCUUGCUGUUGUGUUUAAAAUAGUUUUUAAAAGAUAAAGUUUUCAAUGAAAAAUAAAAUUGAUAAGAGCUGACCAGCAAUAGAAAUACUGAAUUGCCUGAUCUGAAUUAUGACAGCAGGCCUUAUAGUAACUAUAGAUGUGUACAUGCCUGGUAUUCUUUGAAGUUAUGAUAAGAAUGUGUAUGGUAUCUACCAGCAUAUAACACAGUAACAAUAAGUAACAAUGCUGGGAUGUUGCUAAAUUAUCACAAUAAGAAUGCAAUGUUUAAGCAUGCACUUUUAUAAAGAUUCCCUCUGUGCAGUCUAUAGAAGAGAACAUCUAACAAUUUGAUUUAUAGAUCGCUGUCCAUAAAAAUGUAUGCAACAAUCCAAGUGCAUAUUUUCUGUCAACAUAAGUAGCAUGAUUAUGAAUUAUCAACUCUUCCAAUUUUAAUGUUCGAAUUUUUCAAUAAACUGA